GUUUUCGGUGACCCCGACUCCGACUUCGGUUUCCAAGUCCGACCUCGGCUCCUGUCAGAACUAUCGACUCCGACUCCGACUUUGCAGUCCUGCCAGUAUGGCUGCCGUGGGACCACGUUUCUUCGCACUUCUGCUGGUGGCAUCUGUUUUUGUCUUCUACCUCACAGUGAUAAAUUAUGAAAACAGACUCUCAGCGCUUCAAAGCCGCCUGACAUAUAUUGAGCGUCGUUUGGCCACGCCGGAUGCGGACGCUGCCGAGACGGUCGGGGAUGAGACAGUGGUCAUCUACAACCGGGUGCCCAAGACGGGCUCCACGACCUUCAUGGGCAUCUGUUACGAUAUCUGCGAGAAGCAGGGAUUCAACGUCAUUCACCUCAACACGUCCAAAAACGCCCACGUCAUGUCGUCAGUGGAUCAGAUGGAGUUUGUCACCAACAUUACAACGUGGAAACAGCGUCUUCCAGCGCUCUACCAUGGCCACAUUGCCUUCAUCGACUUUGCAGCGUUUGGUGUGCAGCGGCGGCCGAUAUACGUGAACCUGAUCCGGCGACCGCUGGACAGGCUGGUGUCCCACUACUACUUCCUGCGAUACGGAGACGACUUCCGACCGCACCUAGUACGAACGCGGGCCGGAGACACGGAGACAUUUGACGACUGUGUGCGACUGAACCACUCGGACUGCCAGCCUCGGCUAAUGUGGAUUCAAGUGCCCUUCUUCUGCGGUAUGGCGGCAUUCUGCUGGGAGCCGGGCAGCCGGCAGGCCCUAGAGGCGGCCAAACACAACCUGGUGCACCACUACCUACUGGUGGGCACCACCGAGCGACUGCCAGAGUUUGUCGCCCUGCUGGAGGCGCUGAUGCCCAGCAUGUUCUCCGGCGCCAGCCGCGCACUCGAGAAAGGUGGAAAGUCGCACCUGCGCAAGACGCAGCGGAAGCUGGAGCCGUCGCCGGAGACGAAGGCGACCAUCCAGGCGUCGGCGGUGUGGAAGGUGGAGAGCGAGUUCUAUCGGUUCGCCGAGCAGCAGUUCAACUUUGUCAAACAGAAGACGAUGGUGGCGGCGCCCGGCGGCCGGCUGCGGCCCAGGCCUCGCGCCUACCACUACGAGAAGAUCCGCCCCAACAAACCCAAGUAGUUGACGAGGCGCCGGGCUGUCUCUCUGAGGCGAGCUGGGAGUCUAAACCGUCCUUUGAAGCUGGGCAGGGCCCGUUGUUAGUUGUUGCUCUGUGGCUGUUCAUUGUUCUCACACCGAGAGGAGAGAGGCCCAGUAGCGGCCAACGCUGACUGUUGUUGGCACCAGUGAAAUGGUCUCCACUGAGGCAUUCCUGCAGGUGGAUGGCCCACGGCGGACGGACGCGGCCCCGGGGACUUUCAGCUGUGAAAUGGCAUUCGGAACGGUGCUGCCACGUUAGCAGCGGUGCAACACAAUCGUUCCUAACGCGACCGGCGUGGCCAGGGUUCCUCCGGACCUGUGCAAUGAUUCAAGUGACUCGGCCGCUGAUGGCACUCAAUGACAUCCGUCAAUCAAACGGAGCAAGCCUACUAGAGAACGCUCAAAGCGUUCGACGCAGCGGCCACGUCGAUGUGACUAUGGUGACUUGGGUCUGUGACUUGGGUCUGCUGCUGAAGACUGCCGUUUGUCGCCGUGUUGAGGGGCGUCCGGAAAGUUGUGUCGCGUGCUUGUGUUUUCAGCCUUGCCCACGCUGUGGGUGUCGCGCUCGGCGGGCGGCAGGAUCGGGGAAGACGUCUUCCAGUUAUCACUCGUCGCCUAAUGUGUGAUAUGACCAUUGGAGCAUAUGGAGGGCAUUGUGGAGUUUUAGAUUAAUCGUGUUCAGAUAAUAUGCGGCAGACAGGGUAGUAUUGGUAUCGCUGCAUACAUUGCGCUGGACAAUUGUCUGAAAAGGCAACUUUCCUAUCUAUUUAUAAUGCUAUUUAACUUGUAAUAUUUAAACACCUAAUUUUAAAAUUUUAUAGUUGACGUAAUGUGGCCAACGCCAUUUUAUUAUUUAAUAUGUAACUUGUAGCUCAAUUGGAUUGUCAUUAGUUCUCAUUCAAAGUCAAAAUAUUUGAUAAGGCAGGUUACUAGAGUUUUUGUGGUCAUUCAUACCUAUUGCACAUUUUCUUUGUACAUAUGAAUUUUAUGCGUGACGUUUCGCAUAGGUCGCAUGAGUUUUGCUAUGUGUGAUCAGGUGGUUAUUGUUGUGUAUAUUGGAAUUUAAAACGUGACCUUGUGUUAAUUUGAUUGAAGUGCCUGGCAUGAGCAUGCAUUAUUUAUCAAUUAUUUGAUGCUACCGCCCCCCGUAGUUAUAUAUUUGAACCUUUCCUUCUUGAACGUUUAACUUUACAUUCGCUCUCCGCUGGACACUUCCUUAUUUUUGAACAACAGUGCCUCCGUUUGCUAUCACUUGGUGUCUGUUUUGACUGCGCCUGGCGUCGUUUGCCGCUGUGCCAAAGCUCUCCUGCCUGUAGCGAGUGGCUCCUAGUGCACAGGGUACCCUGUUGGGACCACACCGCCGCCGACUGCGGGAUCCGGGACGAAGGGCGCUCCGCUCCUCGCUCCCGUGGUGGCCGGGGUGCCCCAUGUGCGACAGCCGGCGGAGGGCCGCUCGGUUAAUGGGUGGAGAGACCCGGUGUGUUGUACCGUGUGAAGGCGGCACGAUGCUGGCCGCGAGAGCACCAAUGUGAUUUGUUAUCAGCCCCUGUGACGCAAUGUUAGUCCGAGAAGUUUGUGCCGAGGUCCGCAACUGGCGAAGACGCUUAAUAUAUACAAACGUGAUUGGUUA
Molecule: messenger RNA, 2780 nt
Organism: Amphibalanus amphitrite
Lineage: Eukaryota; Metazoa; Arthropoda; Thecostraca; Balanomorpha; Balanidae
Product: heparan sulfate 2-O-sulfotransferase 1-like
Exons: 8
Coding region: 98-1132 (344 amino acids)
Cellular component (GO): membrane
Molecular function (GO): heparan sulfate 2-sulfotransferase activity
Source: RefSeq, a predicted model, not a curated record